Messenger RNA from Manihot esculenta (cassava), 1138 nucleotides. Its product is annotated as secoisolariciresinol dehydrogenase. The transcript is spliced from 2 exons. Gene Ontology annotation, molecular function: oxidoreductase activity, acting on the CH-OH group of donors, NAD or NADP as acceptor. The coding region runs from base 102 to 929 and encodes 275 amino acids. NCBI's taxonomy places the organism in Eukaryota, Viridiplantae, Streptophyta, Magnoliopsida, Malpighiales, Euphorbiaceae. The record is from RefSeq and is a predicted model, not a curated record.
UUAUUAUCCACUUGUCAAUUUCUUCCCCCACCACCUGAUGACUUAGCAUAAAUGGACACUUUUCUCUAGAGGACAAACCAUAUUGAAGCCAUAGAGAGAUCAUGAGAGGCUUCUCUUCUCUACCAUCUUCUGCUCAGAGGUUACAGGGCAAAGUGGCUUUGAUAACUGGCGGCGCUAGUGGCAUCGGCGAGAGCACCGCCAGGCUGUUUGCCAGGCAUGGCGCUAAGGUUCUAAUUGCAGAUAUCCAAGCUGAAUUGGGCGAUUCAUUAUCCAAACAAAUCAGUUCAGAAUCAGGCCAACAAGUUUCCUACGUCCACUGCGACGUGACAAAAGAAUCUGAGGUUGAAAACGCAGUUAACAAAGCAGUUUCACUCCAUGGAAAGCUAGAUAUAAUGUUCAACAAUGCAGGAAUCACAGGAAAAUAUGAUACAUCCAUAUCAUCAUUUGAAGCUGAAGAAUUCAAGAAAGUUUUUGACAUAAACGUUUACGGAGGAUUCUUGGGAGCCAAACACGCAGCAAGAGUAAUGAUCCCAGAAAAGAAAGGUAGCAUCUUGUUCACUUCAAGUGUUGCUUCAGUAACUUAUGGUGGAGUCCCACAUCCAUAUUCAGCAUCAAAGCACGCCAUUGUUGGUCUCACAAAGAACUUGGCUGUAGAAUUAGGGCAGCAUGGGAUACGAGUGAAUUGCAUUUCACCUUCAGGGAUGCCUACUCCUUUGGUUGCAAGAACCAUGGGAGGGCUGGAUAUGAAGCAAGUGCAGGAAGCACUUUUAGCUGUUGCAAAUUUGAAAGGAGUAAAGGUGGAUUGUAAUGAUGUUGCAGAGGCAGCUUUAUAUCUUGGAAGUGAAGAUUCUAAGUUUGUGAGUGGAUUGAACGUUGUGGUUGAUGGAGGUUACAGCUUGAGAAAUGCAGGUUAUGGCAUAAAUAAGUAAUCUUCAUUAAUAGUUCUGCUAUAUUUCAAGUCCUGAAUAUAGUUGAUUGUAUAAGUAAGCAAAAUAAAAGAAUUUGUAUGUACAACAAAUCCAUAUUAACCGUUGAUUAUGGUGGAAGAUACAUGAGAUCUACGAUGAUCAAUGGCUAUAUAAGAACAAAUUCUUUUAUUGAGGAUUCAUUAGUAAAUAAAAUGUUUAUUUCUAUUAAA